GGUCGCGCAGGCAUUACCGCAGCGACACCUUCUUACCGCCAUCAUGUCUGACCUCUCGCCGCGGUCGCACAGUCCCCAAAAUUAUCGGAAUAUCCUUCACUCUUCUGAUGACGAUGGCGACACCGCUUCGCAGCGUUCAAUCUCGUUGUCGUCGCCAACAACGUCCCCGAGGAACUCUACCCUUAACGAACCUCACGAUUCUAUGCUCCCAUCGCUGUCCUCCGACUCUUUUGCAAAGCGCAUCUCAAAACCGUAUACAUUGGACACUGAUUACAGCUCCGAGGCCGAUGAUAUGAGCUUUUAUAAUCGAGAUAGCCAUGAAAGUCCAGUUACUUCUGCUGCCCCCUCAGUAAUGGAAGAAACUAAGGAGCCCGUUGCCAGCCCACGAAUGGUGACCUAUCCUCCUAGAGGGGUGGAUACUGAAUCUAUCGCCGAGUCGUUUGCUUCUGGCUCGUCGAGGAAAGCCCGUCCCGAGUCUAUGCUCGUUGUCCCGCCUGUUGGGCCUUUGGUUUUGGGUAUCGCUUUAGUAGAUUUCAACCAUCUGGUUGGCCCGAAGAUAGAAUGGUCGAAAGGAGAAAUAUUCGAGGACGAAGAAGUAGCCAAGAUACUACCAUUCCUGGCUUUGCCUGACGGCGCUCAUUUAAAUGCGGAAGAUUAUUCAUAUUUCCAUCUGGUACCUUCAGGACCUAAUCCCACCACUAUCUUCGGUAUCUCGUGCAAUCAGCAAAUCGCCACCUCUGCUCUCCUAGUCAAGAUGCCAGAUGUUACACGUUCAACGGUUCAAAAAGCUGUUGUGGUUUUGGCGUCAAAACCGGUCUUUGGCCCAAUACGUGAUAAGCUAGGUGUUGUGACGACGGCACUUUUUAAUCAAAGGGAUUUCCAGGAAACUCAAAUCCUUGAUGAUUUUGAAGUAGCGCUAGAGCCAUCGCUCCGUGGUCAGCUGACGGAAAGCGGAUUGUACAUGGGAACAAGCUUACGAGAAUUUGUGCAUAUCUUCCGACAGCGCACUUUGAUUCUUGUGAAAGCAUUGAUGCUGCAAAAACGGAUCCUGUUUUAUGGGCAUCCUGUCGAGAGACUAUGCACUUACCAAUACUCCUUAAUUUCCCUUCUUCCGGGUCUAUUGCAAACGCUGGACGAUUGUGGUUCUCCACCCUUAGCAGCUCGUGCGCCAACGCUCUCUCGACCGUCUUCCCUCCGCACAUCUGAUCACAAGAGCAUGAUGGCAUAUACCGGUUUGCCACUUGAUAUCUUUGGCAAGGAUGCAUUCUUCCAGCCAUAUCUGCCCUUACAACAAAUGGAUAUGCUCAAGGAAACCAAGAGUUGGCUCUGUGGAAGUACCAAUUCAAUUGUCACUCAGCAAAGUGAUAUAGACCUUCUUGUCAACACUGAGACUGGCGCUUUCGAAUUCCGUGAUCCAAAACUGGAACGGUCAGCCGGUUUGACCCCAGCCGAUAGAAAGUGGAUGGACGAUAUUGUUCAGGAUGUCAAUGAAGGCUGGAGCGACGAAGACCCCACGCGCUCUCAGGGAAUGCAGUUCAAAGGUAGCGACGACUACCUCAGAACAAAGUUCGAAGAGUACAUAACCGCAGCAUUGGCGUCGGUCCGGUAUCGUGACUUUGUCGCGAAGGGCGAGGGAAAUGGUGUCAUUAUUACAGGGGGGACCGGUUCGUUGUUCCCUUGGGAAGAUUUCAAUCCAUUGUGGAUAUCGGAAUUCAAGAACACGAAUGCUUAUGAGGUAUGGGAGAGAACAACUGACCCGUUGCUCUUUGAUAUCGUGGAACCACGGCAUCCUUGCAAUGAAAAGCCUUCUGUUGUAGCCGAUAUCGGUCUGCGACUCACUGAAGGGAUUCAAGAGUUGAAACUCGAGCAACAACUUGGUCCAGCCAGAGAAGCGGUGGCGCGGACAAUUACGGCAGGGUCGGCUAAUUUUUUCAAAGCUGUGGAAGGUGUACGAGGAAAAUGGAUGCAACGAUCGGCAUCCAGCUCGUCGUCAACGAGUGAUGAAACGAAAAAUUCACGCUCCAGCACGCCCGUAGAUAUCACGAAGGCGGAUUUGGAAGGUUCUGAGCUAUCCACUGCCAAACCAACAUUGUUUUGGAGGAACUCUUCUGAUUCAAAGCAGUCUUCUCCUCAGAUUCAAUCCCAGCGUCCCAACUUUUCUGCAUGGGGAGCAAACAUCGGCGCGUUUGUGUCCUCACACGCUUCUCGGUUUUCACUUUCACGAACCUCAACUGAAGAUUCGAAUACAAACACGAACACGACAACGACAACGACAAAGACUGCUGGCAGUCCCACUGUUUCGCCAAGGGUAUCAUUUACGGCUUCCCCGACGAUAGCGUCGCCGCAGUCCUCCCCAAGCAUAAUGUCCAUGCCAUCCCCGCAUAGAUCACCGGAAUUGGCAUCUGUGCCUGAAUGCCGAACAGAAGAGCACUCGGAGACCACAGGCAUGGCUCUAUGACCUCUGUUCCCUGGUUUUGCCUUGUCUCAGGACUACAGACAGUUUCCAAUCAAGCAUGGUGCAUUUAUUUAAAAAAUUACAGCUCUGAGUUAGCUAUAGUCACAUAUACCCGAUAUAUACACAUAUAGUACAUGCAUAAUGAACUUGGUCACUCGCCGG
Molecule: messenger RNA, 2617 nt
Organism: Guyanagaster necrorhizus
Lineage: Eukaryota; Fungi; Basidiomycota; Agaricomycetes; Agaricales; Physalacriaceae
Exons: 16
Coding region: 44-2458 (804 amino acids)
Cellular component (GO): cytoplasm
Source: RefSeq, a predicted model, not a curated record